AUGGAUUAUUGUUAUUGGCUUGUAUCUAUUCCUGAAAAAUUUGAAGAAAAAACGACUACUUUUGAGGAUUUUAUUACACAUCUAUCAUGUUCUACUUAUGAUUAUGCACAAGUUUUUAAAUUUUCAAUACCUCGCUUGAAGGCUGGAAACUUGGAUUCUUUGAUUUGCCAGAGUGAAGAUGUUGCGAAAUUAGAUGAUCAGAUUAAAGAAUCUAUUUUGAAAAUACCAGAGAUUCUAAGAAUACUUUUAGAAAAUGAUGUGCACAAAUGCAUGCAACAACUGACUAUCGAUAAUAAGUCUAUUGAAUAUUAUCUUCAAACAUUUCAAUGGGAUAUUAUGAAAUAUAGAACGGAUUUAUCGAUCAAUGUUUUAAUAGAAAUGAUUGGAGAUGAACUUUUUUCAAUAGAAGAAUUAAAAACAAAAUAUCAAUCUUAUACUCAAGCAAAAAGUAAUCUUUCUGUUUUGGAACGAAAAUACACAGGAGAUUUAUCACAGUGUAGUCUUACAAAUAUUGUAAAAAAAGAGCAUGUUGUUCAAGAAUCAGAGUAUCUUGAGACAGCAUUAAUUUCAGUACCUAUUUUUAACAAAAAUCUUUGGCUUAAAUCCUAUGAAACAUUAACACCAAUGGUUGUUUGUCGUUCUGCUUUUGAAAUUUCUAAAGAUAAUAAAUAUAUUCUUUAUAGUGUUGUAGUUUUCAAAAAAUAUAUACAGGAAUUUAAACAAAAAUGUCAUGAAAUUAAAUGUAUACCAAGGGAUUUUGAAUAUAAAGAUGAUCUUCGUAUAGAAGAGGAAAAUAUUCUUAAAGAAGCACAGAAAAAGGAAAAUAAACUGUGGAAUGAAGUUUUACGAUUGGCACACACAUCUUUCAGCGAUACAUUUCAAGCAUGGAUACACUUAAAAGCUAUAAGAGUUUUUAUUGAGAGCAUUUUAAGAUAUGGGAACCCUCCUAAUUUUAUUUCAGUCAUUAUAAAGCCUAAUUUAAAAUAUAAAAAUAAAGCCCAAAAAGCUUUAAGUUUAAUUUAUUCAUCUUCAAAUCCAAAUCUUACAAGUAAUUCGUUUGAAAAAACAGUUAAUGAAGAAUCACUUGAUAAAAAUAUUGCUACAUUUAUGGGAAAUCUUCAUAUUGAUGAAUAUACUGAAUAUAUUUUUUAUGAAAUUUCUCUUAAAAUUUUCAAUAUAUAA
Molecule: messenger RNA, 1182 nt
Organism: Pneumocystis jirovecii RU7
Lineage: Eukaryota; Fungi; Ascomycota; Pneumocystomycetes; Pneumocystales; Pneumocystaceae
Product: H(+)-transporting V1 sector ATPase subunit C
Exons: 10
Coding region: 1-1182 (393 amino acids)
Biological process (GO): proton transmembrane transport
Cellular component (GO): vacuolar proton-transporting V-type ATPase, V1 domain
Molecular function (GO): proton-transporting ATPase activity, rotational mechanism
Source: RefSeq, a predicted model, not a curated record